GGCGGCGCGGCGCGCUGCGGCGGGUGCGGUCGCAUGGGCCACCGCAGGGAGCAGUGUCGGUUUGCGGCGUACACGUGCAAUAGAUGCGGCGAGAAAGGGCAUUUAAAAAGAAUGUGUUCUAAACGUAUUGUUCGGCAACAUUUAGUCGAGUGCAGUGCGGAUGAUGAAGAUGACGAUGUCCUUACAGUGUAAACAAUACAGCGGGAAAAGGAAAGUGAGCUUUGUAACCGGUGAAUUAGUGUUAGUUCAAAUAAUUAAUAAACAAAAAAAACAAUGGACAAAGGGACAAAUUCUGAAGAAACUUGGAUCAUCAGUGUACCUAGUACGUGUGCUAGGUAAUAACCAAGAAAUUAAAAAACAUUCAAACCAACUAUUGAAAUAUAAAGGGGAGAAGGAAUAUGUAGAAGAAAAAGAUGAGGGAUCAGAUGAGCAGGAGGGAACAGAAACCGAGGAGUUAGCAAUGCCGCCCAUAGUAUGGUUGCCGUCAACCGGCACGUCGCAGGCUCCGCAGCAGGCCGCGGCCAGCCCCUCCUUCAGCAUCAGCGGCGAGGAGGAGCACACUGUUACACCAGCCAGCGCCCAGACAGGUGGCAAUGAGGACAGUGUUAGUGACCAAUGGGCGGAGUGUGAGACUAGCCAACCGGAGCAGUUGCCUUCUGUUCCAAACGAACCGAGGACUGAUGAACCAACAAGCGGUGUCCUUUCUCCCCGAGAAGAACCACAGGCAGCUACGACAGUUCCAAAACGCAAUCGCAAAGUAGUUGAUUACCGGAAAUUCUUUUAAAAUAAAAAAAACAUUGUAUUAUAGUAGUACGAUUUAGUUUAGGAAAUAGUGGUGGAGGGAUGUUAGAUAUUAAGUGGAUAAGAGGGUAGUUGGUAAUUUGUGAGGAAGCUGCGACCUCUCACGCUUGACUUGGCAGUCGAAUAGAGACCUCGAUCUAGCUCUGUUGUUUCAUUGUGUCUUCUCGAC
This is a messenger RNA of Pectinophora gossypiella (pink bollworm), 970 nucleotides long. RefSeq lists its product as uncharacterized. The record is from RefSeq and is a predicted model, not a curated record. NCBI's taxonomy places the organism in Eukaryota, Metazoa, Arthropoda, Insecta, Lepidoptera, Gelechiidae. The transcript has 2 exons. Bases 161 to 784 code for a protein of 207 amino acids.